AUGGGAUUCUUUCUGAAGAGGUGUACAUGGAACAACCCCCUGGGUUUCAAGACCCAACUCGUCGUGAUUAUGUUUGCAAGUUGCAUCGUUCUCUAUAUGGUCUCAAGCAGGCUCCGAGAGCCUGAUUUCAACGACUCUCACAGAAAUGCAUCUUCUACUAUCAGUGCAAUCUUAGAGACAUUAUCUGCAGAGUUUUCUAUUAAGGAUCUCGGCCUGCUCCACUUCUUCCUUGGGAUAGAGGCUGUCCCUCACUCUAACGGGUUGCUUCUCUAUCAAGGACGUUAUAUUGAUGAUCUUCUUCAUAGGGCUGGGAUGUCUGAGUGCAAGCCUGUCCAAACUCCUAUGGCCACGACUACAAAACCAUCUGAGAAAGGGGGUGGUCUGAUGUCUAAUCCUACUUUGUAUCGGUCUAUAGUUGGUGCCUUGCAAUAUGUGACAUUGACAAGACCAAAUCUCUCCUUCGCCGUUAAUAAAAUUUGUCAAUUCAUGCAUGCACCUACUGAAGACCACUGGCAAAUGGUGAAACGCAUAUUGCACUAUCUCAAACAUACAAGGUCAUUUGGUUUGCUUCUUUCCCGAUCCAAUGAUAAUCGCUUGCAAGCUUUUUCUGAUCCGGAUUGGGCUGGUAGCUCUGACGACAGGAAGUCAACUGGAGGGUAUGCUAUUUUUCUUGGUCCUAAUUUGAUCUCUUGGAGCUCCAGAAAACAACGAACCGUAGCGCGCUCUUCCACAGAGUCUGAGUAUAAAGCUCUUGCCGAUGCUGCAGCUUAA
Messenger RNA from Syzygium oleosum, 771 nucleotides. RefSeq lists its product as uncharacterized. NCBI's taxonomy places the organism in Eukaryota, Viridiplantae, Streptophyta, Magnoliopsida, Myrtales, Myrtaceae. Bases 1 to 771 code for a protein of 256 amino acids. The record is from RefSeq and is a predicted model, not a curated record. The transcript is spliced from 2 exons.